Bombus huntii is the source of this 4101-nucleotide messenger RNA. It is a transcript of the gene AMPdeam, whose product is annotated as AMP deaminase 2. Gene Ontology annotation, biological process: AMP metabolic process; IMP salvage. Gene Ontology annotation, molecular function: AMP deaminase activity. Gene Ontology annotation, cellular component: cytosol. Lineage: Eukaryota; Metazoa; Arthropoda; Insecta; Hymenoptera; Apidae. The record is from RefSeq and is a predicted model, not a curated record. Bases 735 to 3056 code for a protein of 773 amino acids. The transcript has 12 exons.
CCAUCGUGCGAACAUCCUCUGUCUCUUUACUGUUGCGUUAGCUGGACUGUUCGAGAGUUUUACUACGUGAAUAGAAACGAGAAGAUAACUCGCAGUCGUUUAAUUAUCCUGUUUAACGACGAAAAAGCGACGGUCACAUUUUCUAGUGUUUUUCCAUGUUGUGAAUGGUCGAUAUAUGAAUGCAAAGUUCUCUGCCAAUAAGCAGUGUAUUACGUAUUGGUGUAUUCGUAUCACAAGCCACAUCAACUACAUAUGUAAUUCUCCUACGACUCGUGUUCGGUCUAUCGUUUAAGGUCAUUGGGCUGUCAAACAAACGUGUAUGCAUUUGGUUGCUUCAACGUUUAAAAAACUGUAAUAGAUUGGAGUGGCUUUGUGGAUUUCGUGUGCAGCUAAUGGAUAACGAGCAAUAUUUGUUCGAGUAUUAAACGGUUAGCACGGUCGUGUCAUAACAUGGAAUAGUCUAACCGUAGUUAACUUGACGUUAUAAAAUUCAGUUGUUAAACGAACAGCGUAAUAACCAAGACGAAGAACUCGGUACAGCAGACGAAGCAUAGUAAAUUGGUGAACUCGUUUCGAAGUUAGAACGUCUUUCACGCGAAGAUGUCUGUCUAGAAUAUAAACAUAUACUGUAUAUAAUAUACCGCAGUAUCAAUUUUUAGAACUUAAAUUACCCCGAAUUAGCAUCGUGAGUGCUACGUGAAGCGUCUGGCGGUUAUACAUAUAUAAAUCGAAUCAUGUCAAGUAGAGGCGUCACCUCGACGGAAAACGACUUUUUUCAUUGCUUACCGAGACUACCCAACUUUCUCAUAGAUCUCGAGGAUGAAGGAAGCGAAAGUCCGGUGUUUGGUCUGGAAGGUGGCGGAACAGGUGCAGGUGGUGGAACCUCCUUAAGACUUGUACCGCACGAAUUGCCCAAUGAAAUUUCUGCCCCCUAUGAGGUGCCACAAUUUCCAAUCGAACAAAUCGAGAAGAAGCUUCUCAUACAGAGGCAAUUAACCGUCAAAGCUGCCAAGGAUUUAGAGGAACGUCGUAGCCAUUAUGAACCAUCGCUCGGCCCCGGUGUUCCCGACGACGUCGAUCAUAUCUUCAAUCUCGAGGAAAAUGACUUCGUGCCACACUUCCAGAGGGUCUCCAUAUCCGGCGAAGAUACUUCCGGGGUACCCUUGGAAGAUCUGCAACAAGCGUCGCAGAUGUUGGUUCAGGCACUGGCGAUACGUGAGAAAUACAUGAAUAAUUCUAAACAGAGCUUCCCUUCUAUAACAUCGCGAUUUCUACGUAGCGUCGAUAAGAGGCCAGUGAACAGCGACGACGAAGUUCAGCACGAUGAUCGUAAAGCCAUCGCAGAUCAUCCUGUGCACGCACCUGCAUCUCGAGGAGAUCCGUGGGAAUGUGAAUUUCCUAUGGCAAAGAAUUACAUAAUUGCUCCCGUUAACGGUGUCUUCAAUUUGUACGCUAAUGAGGAAGAUUUAGCUAAUGGGAAGCCAGUCCCUUACUCGUAUCCUGACUUAGCCACUUUUGUCAGGGACAUGAACCUUCUUUGCGCGAUGAUCGCCGAUGGUCCAUUAAAAUCUUUUUGCUACAGAAGACUGAGUUAUCUUUCGUCAAAGUUCCAACUGCAUGUGUUACUGAACGAGCUUAGAGAACUUGCCAGUCAAAAAGCAGUCCCUCAUAGGGACUUCUAUAACAUCAGAAAGGUUGAUACCCAUAUUCAUGCAGCAUCUUGCAUGAAUCAAAAGCAUCUGCUCAGAUUUAUUAAGAAAACCUUGAAGAAUCACGCAGAUGAAAUCGUCACGUACUCCAAGAACAAAGAAACAAUGACUUUACGGGAGGUAUUUCAAUCGAUGAAUCUGACGACUUACGAUCUCAGUGUUGAUAUGUUGGAUGUGCAUGCGGAUAGAAACACGUUCCAUAGGUUCGACAAAUUCAACGCCAAAUACAAUCCAAUCGGCGAAAGUCGCCUGCGUGAAGUGUUUCUAAAAACGGACAACUAUUUGAAUGGUAAAUUUUUCGCAAGAAUAAUCAAGGAAGUCGCCAGCGAUCUCGAAGAAUCCAAGUACCAAAAUGCGGAACUGCGUCUUUCGAUUUACGGCAAAAGCCCAGAAGAGUGGGACAAAUUAGCAAAAUGGGCAAUUCAAAGUGACGUGUAUUCGGACAAUGUGCGCUGGCUCAUUCAGAUUCCUCGGCUUUAUGACAUUUUUAAAUUGAACAAAUUGCUGACAAAUUUCCAAGAGAUAAUGAACAACAUCUUUCUUCCCCUUUUUGAAGUAACCAAUGACGCUAAUUCUCAUCCAGAGCUACAUAAAUUUCUCCAAUACGUAAUAGGAUUUGAUUCAGUUGAUGACGAGAGCAAACCUGAAAAUCCUUUAUUCGAUAAAGAUGUCUGUCCACCCGCAGAAUGGGAUGAUGUUGAAAAUCCUCCUUAUGGAUAUUAUCAAUACUACACUUAUGCCAACAUGACCGUCUUGAAUCAUUUUAGAGCGGAACAAGGUUUAAACACUUUCGUCCUCAGACCUCAUUGUGGCGAAGCUGGUCCCAUUCAGCAUCUUGUUUGCGGUUAUAUGAUGGCAGAAAAUAUCUCUCAUGGUCUUUUACUUCGAAAAGUGCCAGUACUACAGUAUCUAUAUUAUUUAGCACAAAUUGGGAUUGCAAUGUCGCCUCUUAGUAAUAAUUCUCUUUUCUUAAAUUAUCAUCGUAAUCCAUUACCCGAAUAUUUAGCAAGAGGAUUGUGUGUAAGUCUUUCCACGGAUGAUCCUCUUCAAUUUCACUUUACCAAGGAACCGUUGAUGGAAGAGUACAGUAUUGCUGCACAAGUAUGGAAGCUUAGUUCGUGCGAUAUGUGUGAACUAGCGCGUAAUUCCGUGCUUAUGAGUGGUUUUCCACACAAGAGUAAACAAUACUGGCUUGGGCCAAAUUAUACAAAAGAGGGUGUGGCCGGUAAUGAUAUUACGCGAACGAAUGUACCGGAUAUUCGGGUGGCCUAUCGAUACGAAACAUUAGUCGACGAAUUGUCGAAUAUUUUUAAAGUUGUCGAAAAACCCGAAGCCGUUCCAUUUUAAUCCAUAGAGAUAGUACAAAAGAUCCUUGAACAUAAUAUAACAAUUAUUCUACAAUUACAAAAUAGUAUUUAUAAAAUUCGACGAAACUACGAUGAGAAUUAUUUAUAAAACGAAUCUUGUAACGUAAAUAAUUAUGUGAUGUAUGCUAAUAAUUGUUGUCAACUUUUAAUGAUACUUUUGCAAGAAGUUUCUUUUGUUGGAUAUUAGUUAGAUAUCACUCGAUAAUGUACAUUACAAUAAUGUUAAUUGCAUGAUUUAUACGUGAUAAUUUUCCCUUUAAGAUGUUUUGAUAGAGAAAACAAGGUUAUUCUUAAGGUUAAAUGUAUAAACACUAAGUUAUAAGAAAACGUCUUUCACUCAGGUUCCAAAAUUUUAAUGUAAAACAGGGAGAAAUUAAUCUCAAAUUUUUCAUAUACGUUGACCAAUUUAAAAAUAGUUAGAUAUUAGAUGAAAUUCCAAUUUCAAGUGUUACUAAUCUUUAUUACAUAUAUGUAUGUGAAUUAAAUUAGAAUUGAGUAUCGUAUUAAUUUUGUGUAAAAAAAAAAUGUAAAAUAUUACAAAGCAGCAAUUCAUUUCUCAUAUUUUAGUCAUAUAAAAGUAUGUCAGUUCAGUCUUUUCAAUUUUAAUGUUAUUUACUUACCUUUUUGUACAUUUAUACAGAAAUUGUGUAUUUGUUUUUAAAAAAUAUGUUUAACUCGAAUAUGGAUAGUUUACUCCGAAGUAAUAUUUCUCUGUAUAAUAUUUAUAUAAUUUUCAACUUUAUUAAUAUUAAAUUGAAGGCACUAAAUGUAGUACCUCUUGUAAAAUAAUUAGAUUUAUAGCAAACAUAAAAUUUAUUUUCAGAUCAUUAUUAUGUAAUCAUUUCCUCCUUCGUUUUUGAGACAACUUUGUGAUGAACGAGCUUUUACUGGCAAAUAUAUGAUGAUAUAUCAACAUUCGUAACGAAUCCUAAUAUUGAAUAUAAAUUGUUGCUAAAUAGAAAUGAUGUAUGUAUUGUAUAAGGUAUAUCUUAUAAAACAAAAAUAUACUUGUACCGUCAAAAUAA